AUGUUUCCUCCUAGUGAGAGAUUUAUAUACCACUUCAAUUCUAAAGAAGAGCUUAAAAAAUGGCAUUUAUAUUCAGAUUCUGAAUAUGGAGGUUUAUCAUCUGCUGCAUUGGAGAUCACUGAUGCUGGAAGGGAACAGAGUGGUUGCACUGGAGUUUUCUCUAUGAAUCUAUCUCUGGAUGUUACGGAUAGUACAAAAUGGAAUAUUGGCUGGAGUGGAUUAUGUGGAAUGAGGUCUAAAAAGGUCGACGUCAACCCUUUUACUUUUGUUAUUUGCAUGUUUACCCGCUGA
Messenger RNA from Lactuca virosa, 291 nucleotides. NCBI's taxonomy places the organism in Eukaryota, Viridiplantae, Streptophyta, Magnoliopsida, Asterales, Asteraceae. The record is from the annotation of a GenBank genome assembly.